Molecule: messenger RNA, 1701 nt
Organism: Kogia breviceps (pygmy sperm whale)
Lineage: Eukaryota; Metazoa; Chordata; Mammalia; Artiodactyla; Physeteridae
Product: aromatase
Biological process (GO): female gonad development; response to estradiol
Cellular component (GO): endoplasmic reticulum
Molecular function (GO): heme binding; aromatase activity; iron ion binding
Source: RefSeq, a predicted model, not a curated record
UUGUAACUACAAAUUUGUCUUGUCUAAGUGUCCAAUCACAUUAUAAAACAGAACGCCCAUCUCUACAGUACAGCAUCCUCUGAAGCAACAGGAGUCAUAAAUGUACAUUUUGGGGGAUUCUCUAAUUUUUCUGACCCUCUGAUUUCCACAGGACUUUAAGUUGCGUCCCCUGAGGUCAAGCAACACAAGAUGGUUUUGGAAGUGCUGAACUCAGUGCAUUAUAACGUCACCAGCAUGGUGACCGAAGUUGCGCCUGUUGCCAGCAUUGCAAUCCUGCUGUUCACUGGCUUUCUUCUCCUGGUUUGGAAUUAUGAGGACACAUCCUCAAUACCAGGUCCUGGCUACUUUCUGGGAAUUGGGCCCCUCAUUUCCCACUGCAGGUUCCUCUGGAUGGGGAUUGGCAGUGCCUGCAAUUACUACAACAAGAUGUAUGGAGAAUUCAUGAGAGUCUGGAUAUGUGGAGAGGAAACCCUCAUUAUUAGCAAGUCUUCGAGUAUGUUCCACAUAAUGAAGCACAGUCACUACACAUCCCGAUUCGGCAGCAAACUUGGGUUGCAGUGCAUUGGCAUGCAUGAGAAAGGCAUCAUAUUUAACAAUAAUCCAGCACUCUGGAAAGCCGUUCGACCUUUCUUUACAAAAGCUUUGUCUGGCCCCGGCCUGGUGCGCAUGGUGACCAUCUGUGCUGAUUCCAUCACCAAGCAUCUGGACAGGCUGGAGGAGGUCCGCAACGAGUUGGGCUAUGUGGAUGUGUUGACCCUCGUGCGAUGCAUCAUGCUGGACACCUCUAACAAGCUCUUCCUGGGGAUCCCCUUGGACGAAAGGGCCAUUGUGGUUAAAAUCCAGGGGUAUUUUGAUGCAUGGCAAGCUCUCCUUCUCAAACCAGACAUCUUCUUUAAGAUUUCUUGGCUAUGCAGAAAGUAUGAAAAGUCUGUCAAGGAUUUGAAAGAUGCCAUGGAAAUUCUGAUAGAAGAAAAAAGACAGAGGAUUUCAACAGCAGAGACACUGGAAGACUGUAUGGAUUUUGCCACUGAGUUGAUUUUUGCCGAGAAACGUGGUGACCUGACAAGAGAGAAUGUAAACCAGUGCAUAUUGGAAAUGCUGAUCGCAGCGCCGGACACCAUGUCCGUCUCUGUGUUCUUCAUGCUGUUUCUCAUUGCAAAGCACCCCCAGGUUGAAGAGGCAAUAAUGAAGGAAAUCCAGACUGUUGUUGGUGAAAGAGACAUAAGGAUUGAUGAUAUGCAAAAACUAAAAGUGGUAGAAAACUUUAUUUAUGAGAGCAUGCGGUACCAGCCUGUCGUAGACCUGGUCAUGCGCAAAGCCUUAGAGGAUGAUGUCAUCGAUGGCUACCCAGUGAAAAAGGGGACUAACAUUAUCCUGAAUAUUGGAAGAAUGCAUAGACUCGAGUUUUUCCCCAAGCCCAAUGAAUUUACGCUUGAAAACUUUGCCAGGAAUGUUCCUUACAGGUACUUUCAGCCAUUUGGCUUUGGGCCCCGGGCCUGUGCGGGAAAAUACAUUGCCAUGGUGAUGAUGAAGGUCACCCUGGUCACACUGCUGAGACGCUUCCACGUGCAGACGUUGCAAGGUCGAUGUGUUGAAAAGAUGCAGAAGAAACAUGACUUAUCCUUGCACCCAGAUGAGACCAGCGACCGUCUGGGAAUGAUUUUCAUCCCAAGAAAUUCAGACAAGUGCCUCAACCACUAA